UCUCAUGUCAGUAGGUGGCACACUUCACCAAAGAUGACGUGUGGAGCCUUUUUUGACUGCAGUUGUUCACAGACCCAGCUUUGCUGAAAUGAUGCGUUCGCGGUGCCACCUGAAAGUACGAACACCGCAAAAACGAAUAAAAUAUUCCCUAUUUAAACCCAUAGAGUUAACAAAUAAAAUGUUUUAUUGAUUAUAUUAGAAAAUGAUACACGUUGUGCAAGGUUUUUAAUAACAAACAUUUGGAAAUAGCUGGAUAGGAGUGUGUUGUAUCCAGUCGAACGUGCACUGCGUGACAUUUCAACGCACCAAUCAGUUGCCGAGGAGCUGAGCGAGUCUACUUCCCUACGCUGGGAUAGCUGAGGGGAAACGGACGGACGGACGGCGGUGCUUCGCGGAUAUCUCAGCAGCAGCAGCAGGAGCGCCUGUGAGGAGAAACCUCCGAGUCACCGCGAGCAGUCCAGUGUUCUGUCGCAUCAGGGAGAUGGCGGGGAUUCUGGCGUGGUUCUGGAAUGAGAGGUUCUGGCUCCCCCACAAUGUCACCUGGGCUGACUUAAAAAACACAGAGGAGGCAACGUUCCCGCAAGCCGAGGACCUCUAUCUGGCGGGUCCUUUGGCGUUCUGCAUCUUCAUGAUCCGGCUGGUUUUCGAGAGGUUUAUUGCACGACCAUGCGCAGUGGGCUUAAAGAUCCAAGCCAACGGGCCACAAAAAGCUCAGCCCAAUGCCAUCCUGGAGAAGGUUUUCAACGCCAUAACCAAGCACCCAGAUGAGAAGAGGCUGGAAGGCCUUUCCAAGCAGCUCGACUGGGAUGUCCGGACCAUCCAGCGCUGGUACAGGCAACGGCGCAACCAGGAGAAGCCCAGUACCCUCGCCAGAUUCUGUGAAAGCAUGUGGAGGUUUACCUUCUACUUAUACAUAUUUACCUAUGGAGUGCGUUUUCUUAAGAAGACCUCAUGGUUAUGGAACACUAAAGAAUGCUGGUAUAACUACCCUUACCAGCCCCUGACUGCAGACAUCCACUAUUACUACAUACUGGAGCUCUCCUUUUACCUGUCGUUACUCUUUUCCCAAUUCACAGACAUCAGGAGGAAGGAUUUCCUCAUCAUGUUCGUUCACCACCUGGCAGCGAUUUCUCUCAUCAUAUUCUCCUAUGUGAACAACAUGGCGCGAGUGGGAACUCUGGUUAUGUGUCUCCAUGAUGCUGCCGACGUCCUGAUAGAGGCUGCCAAGAUGGCUAACUAUGCCAAGUGCCAGAUACUCUGCAACCUCCUGUUUGCAAUGUUUGCAAUUCUCUUCAUCAGUUCCAGACUGGGAGUUUACCCCAUCUGGAUUUUAAAUACAACUUUGUUUGAAAGCUGGGACAUCGUGGGGCCUUACCCAUCCUGGUGGGUCUUCAACUUGCUCCUAGUCCUGCUGCAGCUUCUCCACUGCUUCUGGUCUUACCUCAUAGUGAAGACCGCAUGCAGAGCCAUCUCCAAAGGAAGGGUGGGGAAAUGGAAUCCUCUACAUGUGUCUAAAGACGACCACAGUGACAUCGAGUCCAGCUCCGAUGAGGAUGACAGUCCGCCGCCGCAUCAGAAGCACCACAGCAGCGCCGCCAACGGGACCAACAAAAACGGGACCAACGGCUACCUGACAGGAGCCCCGUUCUCCUACGAACACUGACUUAACUCAUAUCGCAUGCCUGGAGCCAUGCUACAAAAACACCAAUUAUUUAUGUGUGCGUGCUUGUAUUCGGGUGUAUGUUGGAGAAACAUCGCCUCAUCCUUGUGUGGAAGUCUUGAUAGAUUCAUGUAUCAGUUUACUCAUUUUGUGCAGUUUUGUUUUCUUCAUCUAUAUAUUUGCAUCAGACUUCACUCACUGAAAACAAAUCACACACGUCACUGACCUUUGAGUACGCAUGUUCCUUUCACUUACAGCUGCCCGUCAUACUUUGAAGGGUGUUUUCUCUUUCUCUGUAUUAUUUGUCUCUGAAUACAUUUUCAGGUUGUAUUCUGACAUUUCUUAGUCUUCACCUCAGUAUGGAAGUAUUCUUUAAAAACAGUGAAUUUUAACUCACACAUAAUAAGCCAACUGUUGAAGAACAUUGCUUUAUUUCUCUGCUGCAGCCCCUCCAACGAUUUACCAAAACUGUCUUCACCCACAAACUGAUGGUGAUUUUACUCACAUUUAAAAAGUUUUCUCCACACAAACUGUAAAUGAGAUUUCAGUGACAGUAUUAUGUGUGAGCAUUACAUAUAGCUAAAAGCUGCAUAUCUCAUCCAGUCAUUUUGUUUGGAAUUCUGGUUAAUUUCUGAUAAGCAUUCCAUUAAAGGUCAUCUGUUCUCUUAUGACAA
This is a messenger RNA of Oryzias melastigma (Indian medaka), 2334 nucleotides long. RefSeq names its product ceramide synthase 6 (gene cers6). The transcript is spliced from 11 exons. The coding region runs from base 482 to 1663 and encodes 393 amino acids. Gene Ontology annotation, molecular function: sphingosine N-acyltransferase activity; DNA binding. Gene Ontology annotation, cellular component: membrane. NCBI's taxonomy places the organism in Eukaryota, Metazoa, Chordata, Actinopteri, Beloniformes, Adrianichthyidae. The record is from RefSeq and is a predicted model, not a curated record. Gene Ontology annotation, biological process: ceramide biosynthetic process.